UUUUUGACAAACUACUAAGAUUUAUGACUUUAUUUGAUGAUAAUACACAUUAUUAUGGGUGAUGCAUGCAAACGACUUAAAGGCUAGGGUUGGUACCGCGGCUGCUAAAGUCUACUUUUGUUGGAUCUGUGGGUCGUCCCGAAGAUGUUAACGUGACUCUUCUAUAAUUGAGGAUUGUGUGUUGUUGCUACUCUCCUCUUACGAUAACUCACGUGGCUUUUUUCUUGUUAUCUUUUCCAUAUUUUCACAAUAAAAUAUCAGAGAUCUUGAGAGAUUUUUCACAAGGGAAUUGGGCCCCAAAUGGAGACAAUUUCAUGUGGUUGAAUCAUAU
Messenger RNA from Arabidopsis lyrata subsp. lyrata, 331 nucleotides. RefSeq lists its product as uncharacterized. The record is from RefSeq and is a predicted model, not a curated record. NCBI's taxonomy places the organism in Eukaryota, Viridiplantae, Streptophyta, Magnoliopsida, Brassicales, Brassicaceae.